UUCACCCCAUAAUGACCCCUCAUUCUUCUCCACGGACUGGACGCUAGGGAAGCAACAAGCUUGAUUGAAUCACAUAGCCUAUGCUACAAUAACGAGACGGCUAUUUGUCAGUUUUCCCUCAGAAGCAAGCCGUGCAUUUGGUGAGUGAGAGCUGUGGAGGGGAGAUGACGGCCGUGUACAAAGACGACCAGGGUGACUGGAUGACCGUCUGCCUCAAGUACCUCCUCUUCGUCUUUAAUGUCCUCUUCUGGGUUGGUGGAGCGGCGGUGAUGGGCGUGGGCAUCUGGACCCUGAUAGACAAGAGUGAUUACCUGAGCCUGCUGGCCUCCAGCACCUUCGCCGUGUCCGCCUACAUCCUCAUCCUGGCCGGGGCCCUGGUCAUGGUCACGGGCUUCCUGGGCUGCUGUGCCGUCAUCAGGGAGCAGAGGAGCUGCCUGUCCACGUAUUUCUGCUGUCUGUUAUUGAUCUUUCUCAUAGAGCUGGUGGCAGGAGUCCUGGCCUACGUGUAUUACCAGAGGCUCAGUGAGGAGCUGAAGCAGCACCUGAAUGAGACCAUGACAGAGAACUACGCCCAGCCAGGGAAAGAGGCCAUCACCCUGGCCGUGGACAGACUACAGCAGGAUUUCAAGUGCUGUGGCAGCAACAACUCAUUUGAUUGGCUGCAUAGUGUGUACAUGACCUCGGCUGUGUCGGAGGGCAGGGUGGUCCCGGACAGCUGCUGUAAGACCAUCACCUCCCUCUGUGGCCGCAGAGACCACCCCUCCAACAUCUACAAGACUGAGGGUGGCUGCAUCACCAAGCUGGAGCAGUUCCUGGCUGACCACCUGCUGAUCAUCGGAGCUGUGGGGAUAGGAGUGGCCUGUCUACAGAUCUGUGGGAUGGUGUUCACAUGCUGCUUACACAGAAGGAUUAAGUUGGAUCCUUACUGAACCCUACCGUCAAGCCCCCCCAACACCAUCCUGCCUCAUGGGCCAGGGAGCAACGAUGCCUGCUGAACACUCACCCUUGACCUCUAACCCCUCCUAACCUCUGAACCUUAUGAUCCAACCCUGCCUGGACCUUCCUGGAUCCUUCUGCACCCCUCCUUUAGCAUGGAUGCAUGCACAGCCCCCCUCUCAAAGACAAGGCCAAUGAAGAAGAGAUGAUUUGGUAUUAUGGUAUUGUUAUUUUCUGUAGUAAACCUACUGCUGUUUAUUUAAGGUAGUUUUUACUGUAUGUUGUCAAUACAGUCAAAUCCUUACUGUAGAUUUCACAACAUUCCACACAACUGGAAGGCAACCCGAAGUGGUUGUGACUGAGAAUCAAGUGUACUGUACACACUCUCAUGGUGUUGCUGCUUACGAAGGGUUAUUCAGUUAGUGCAGUGUCCAGUGUGUCACGGAUGUGGCCCACAACGUGUCUCUGUCAUUGUUUUAUCACGCAUUCUUUGAUAGCAAUGUUACACCAAUUGAAUGGUUCACCACAAAGGGAAUCCCAUGGUCAUCGAUGUUUGAUCUACGUCACAAAGAAAACAAUCAUGAGUUGAUUGAUAUCCACAGAAUAAUCAAGCAGAUAUGGGGAAAACCUAUACUUGAUAUGAAUGAAAAUAGCACUAAACGCUGCUGAGAGUAACUGUAACGGUUUUCUAGGUGUGGUGAAGGAGAGUCGGACCAAAACGCAGCGUGUAGAUUGCGAUCCAUGUUUAAUGAACAAAAAAAACGUAACACGAAUCUAAAAUACAAACACUACAAAACAAAGAACGUAACGAAAACCGAAACAGCCUAUACUAGUGAAAACUAACAGACAGGAACAAGGACACUAAGGACAAUCACCCACGACAAACUCAAAGAAUAUGGCUGCCUAAAUAUGGUUCCCAAUCAGAGACAACGAUAAACACCUGCCUCUGAUUGAGAACCACUCCAGACAGCCAUAGACUUUGCAAAACCCCAAGACAAAACACACCACAAUACAAAAACCCCAUGCCACACCCUGGCCUGACCCAAUACAUAAAGAUAAACACAAAAUACUUCGACCAGGGCGUGACAGUAACGUUGCAGCAUUUCUGUAUGUGUUGCCUCCGUAGUUUGACUAACAAAUCUGGUUUUGUGUUGUAUGCUAUGCUAAAGGUGUUGAUGUCGACGAAAUCGCCUUUCUUGCAGUACCAUAUAAACCUACCACUCAUCUUUCAAUACCAGGACCAAUUGACUUGUUUUACGACCACUUUUAUUAUGCUGGAGAAACAUGUUGUCAUUUACCACUGAUACAGGGUCAGAUCUUUCUCUGUCACCGCUACUGGUUAAGAUUAGGAUUCAGGGGUUAUGGUUGACUCCUCUCCUCUGGUGUGGGUUAGUAUCCCCAUCCAGUGGUAGAUAUUGGUAUAUACUCCUGUGCAGUGCUCCUGUAGUAUUCUGUGUAAGGUUGCAACAUUUGGAGAACUUUCAAUAAAUUCCCUGGUUUCCAGAAAUCCUGUUUGGGGGAUUCCGGAUUGUCUGCUUAUUCCCUCCAGAUUCCAGGAUUCCUCCAACCGAGAUUUCAGGAAAACCAGGGAAUAUCUUGAACGUUGGCGAAAUUUUGCAACUCUAUUUCUGUCUGAUUGGUUGUGGAGCAGCCAGGCAGCCUUGCAUCGACUACUGCUUCUAAAGACUAACUACAUUCCUCUGAAGGCAGGAGAUAUAUUUACAUUUUAUUGUUUACUACGACUUAGAAAAUGUCUGACACGUUUCCACAAGAGAGCAUUCAUUGGCUUGACUAUUGUCAAGGACACAUUCAAAUAGUAUUGGUUGCCCAUUACCAAGAUAGGACAUGGGUCUUUGUUUUUUAGGAGUGCUGGUAAGUCAGCUGACCAAUUCCAGUUGAUACAAUGACAACAAUCCUUUGUCAAAGUUCUAUGGAUGUUUAGCUGUUUUCCAAGACAUGAAGACACGUAUACAGAUGGUAUUUCCUCUAUUCCUCCUAGUGACCAACAGACAGCUGUUCUUGUUAUUCAUGUAUUUUUCUAAUCGAAAUGGGUCAAAAUAUGAUAUAACAUUAUAGCAAGUAUAAUAUAAAAUAUAUAAUAAAACAUAUAUGAUCUGGGCUCUUUCUAUACUGUAGACUGUAGUAAUCAAAGUAUGCCUUUGUCUGUUUAACAACAAUGUCAUAAUAGCUUUUGAAUUGAUGUUGAUGGUAGUCUUUAACCGGAUAAACUUUAUUUGUGUUUCCUACAUCA
Molecule: messenger RNA, 3187 nt
Organism: Oncorhynchus keta (chum salmon)
Lineage: Eukaryota; Metazoa; Chordata; Actinopteri; Salmoniformes; Salmonidae
Gene: tspan11
Product: tetraspanin 11
Exons: 8
Coding region: 165-929 (254 amino acids)
Cellular component (GO): membrane
Source: RefSeq, a predicted model, not a curated record